Molecule: messenger RNA, 1335 nt
Organism: Psammomys obesus (fat sand rat)
Lineage: Eukaryota; Metazoa; Chordata; Mammalia; Rodentia; Muridae
Gene: Gxylt2
Product: glucoside xylosyltransferase 2
Exons: 7
Coding region: 1-1335 (444 amino acids)
Biological process (GO): protein O-linked glycosylation via N-acetylgalactosamine
Molecular function (GO): UDP-xylosyltransferase activity
Source: RefSeq, a predicted model, not a curated record
AUGAAGCUCCGCAGCAAGGCAGCCGCGCUGCUCCUGCUCGCGCUGGCCGUGCUGCUGCUGGCGCUGCUGUCCUUGCGCGCCCGCCGCGACCCGGAGCCCCCCGGGUUCCCCGAGCGCCCCGAGGCUGCCCCUCAGCGCCGCCCCGCGCCGGUCCCCACGCGCCCUCCGGAGCCCCGCGCCUUCCCCGGGGCGGCUGGCCGGCGCUCCCCCGGGCGCCGGGCCCCUCGUCCGCGCCCCCGAGCCGGCCGCCAGCGCGCCGCCAGCCGCGAGAAGUUGGCGAGGAGGCCUGGGGAAGCUAGGAGUUUGCACUCCCUACCACCCGAGCUCUGGAUUCACCUGGCCGUGGUGGCUUGUGGAAACCGGCUGGAGGAGACGCUGGUCAUGCUGAAGUCAGCUGUGCUCUUCAGCCACAGGAAGAUGCGCUUUCACAUCUUCACGGAAGAGGCUCUGAAGCCAGAGUUUGACAAACAGUUGCACCAGUGGCCUGAUUCAUAUAAAAAGAAGUUUGAGCACAGACUCUACCCCAUCACGUUUUCUGUCGGAAACCCUCAGGAAUGGAAGAAAUUAUUCAAACCCUGUGCUGCCCAGAGACUCUUUCUUCCGGUGAUCUUAAAGGAUGUGGACUCACUUCUCUAUGUAGACACUGACGUCCUCUUCCUGAGGCCCGUGGAUGACAUCUGGAAGCUUCUGAGGCAGUUUAACUCCACCCAGCUUGCGGCCAUGGCCCCGGAGCAUGAAAUCCCCAAGAUUGGCUGGUACAGCCGCUUUGCCCGGCAUCCUUUCUACGGUUCGGCAGGGGUUAAUUCAGGGGUUAUGCUUAUGAACUUGACUCGAAUAAGAAGUACCCAGUUCAAGAACAGCCUGAUUCCAACGGGCCUGGCUUGGGAAGACAUGCUGCUCCCGCUGUACCAGAAGUAUAAGAAUGCCAUCACGUGGGGAGACCAGGAUUUAUUAAAUAUUAUUUUUUAUUUCAACCCAGAGUGUCUCUACGUGUUCCCCUGCCAGUGGAACUACCGCCCCGAUCACUGCAUGUAUGGAAGCAACUGCAAAGAGGCCGAGCGAGAAGGCGUGUCUGUUCUGCAUGGCAACCGUGGCGUCUACCACGAUGAUAAACAGCCCACUUUCCGAGCGCUUUAUGAAGCCGUCCGGGAUUUUCCCUUUCAGGACAAUCUCUUUCAAUCCAUGUACUACCCCCUGCAGCUGAAGUUCCUGGAGACGGUGCACACCCUGUGUGGACGGAUCCCCCAGGUUUUUCUCAAACAGAUCGAGAAAACGAUGAGAAGGGCUUACGAGAAGCACGUCAUCAUCCACAUGGGCCCCAACUCCAUGAGCUGA